Molecule: messenger RNA, 1904 nt
Organism: Oppia nitens
Lineage: Eukaryota; Metazoa; Arthropoda; Arachnida; Sarcoptiformes; Oppiidae
Product: sodium-dependent nutrient amino acid transporter 1-like
Exons: 14
Coding region: 24-1904 (626 amino acids)
Biological process (GO): sodium ion transmembrane transport
Cellular component (GO): membrane
Molecular function (GO): L-amino acid transmembrane transporter activity
Source: RefSeq, a predicted model, not a curated record
AAAUUUUAUUUAUUAUUUUGAUAAUGUCUUUUAAACAAAAUGAACCGCAACAACAACAACAACAACAACAACAAUUGACUAAUACAAUUACUGGUAACACAAAUGAGACACAAGAAACAGAUCACGAGAUCAAAGGCCGGGGAAAGUGGGCGAAGGGAUUGGAGUUUCUUCUCUCCUGUAUAUCUCUAUCGGUUGGAUUAGGAAAUGUCUGGCGGUUCCCUCACGCAGCAUAUACUAAUGGAGGAGGUGCUUUUUUAAUCCCAUAUUURAUAAUUUUGUUUAUAAUUGGUCGUCCAUUGUAUUACAUGGAGCUCGUAUUGGGUCAGUUUAGUGGUCGCGGACCCAUCAGAGUUUGGAAAUGUGUGCCCGCUUUCAAAGGUAUAGGUGUGGCACAAAUUGUAACGACAAUAUACAUAACAAUAUUUUACAACUAUUUAAUGGCAAUAACACUUUACUAUUUAUUUUCAUCGUUUCAAAAUCCAUUGCCUUGGAGUGUAUGCGAUGAACAAUGGAUACCUGGAGGUCAUUGUCCUAAAGAUAAUCAGACAAAUCCUUUCAAUAGGACGUGGGCUGAUCUAUACUAUGAACAUAAUGUAUUACAUAAAUCCAGUGGUUUGGAUGAUAUCAAUUGGAUCAGUUGGCGAAUUGUUCUGUGCCUUAUGGGCUCAUGGAUUCUCGUAUGGUUAAGCAUUGUUAAAGGUGUUAGCUCUUUAGGAAAGGUCUCAUAUUUUACGGCCAUAUUUCCAUAUACCGUAUUAAUUGCAUUAUUAGGCGUUGCUCUUAGUAUGGAUGGUGCCUGGGAUGGCAUCAAAUGGUUUUUUACACCUGAAUGGUCUAAAUUACUUGAGCCCAUAGUAUGGUAUCGGGCAGUGGAGCAGUCAUUUUUCUCAUUGGCCGUAUGUUUCGGCUCACUUAUUAUGUACUCUAGUUAUAAUGAAUUUAAUAACAAUGUUUAUCGCGAUGCCAUUAUAAUAGCCGUUUUGGACACCUGUACCAGUUUGUUGGCCGGUUGUGUAAUAUUUUCUAAUUUGGGACAUUUGGCUAAAGUAAUGGACAAAGAUAUCAAAGAUGUUGUAGAGGGCGGUCCGGGACUGACAUUUGUUGUAUAUCCACACGCUUUGAGUACAAUUAAAUGGGUGCCACAACUUUGGUCGGUACUAUUUUUCUUAAUGUUCUUUACACUGGGCAUUGGCAGCUCAGUAGCACAGGUGGAGACUAUACUAACCGCCAUAAAGGAUGAGUUYACGUCAUUACAYCAAAAGAAAGGACUGUUGGCUGCCAUUGCCUGCUCUCUCUUCUUCCUGUGUGGUCUACCGCUGGCCACUGAUGCCGGCACUUAUGUAAUGCAAUUGUUGGACAACUAUGGCGUGGGAACCGCUGUCUUCUUUUAUGGCAUUUGCCAGUCUGUUGGCAUCUUCUGGAUCUAUGGUUUACGAAGAUUUUGUUCAGACAUUAAAUUCAUGUUAAGUCAGAGAGUCAGUAUGUUUUGGAAAGUGACCUGGGGGUUUGCCACACCUGUUGCACUCAUUGUUAUAUUUAUAUACGGAAAUGUCGAAAUUGCAAACAGUUCACAAAAUACAGUAGGAAUGCCUGCCUGGGGUACUGGUAUUGGAUGGGCUCUGGCUAUGGUUGCUAUGAUCCAGGUGCCGCUAUGGAUUAUAGUAACCAUAAUUAUGCAAAAGGGAGACAUUGUACAGAAAAUCAUUGGUGCUUUCAAAGCGAGUCCAGACUGGGGACCAAUCAGUCCAAAAAUAUUUCAAAAAUGGGUUGAAUAUAAUAAUGAAAAAAAGAGACAUUCAAUGGGAUAUAUUAAUAGUGCCUUUACAUCGGAUAAUGUUAUCAAUAGUAAGUCAUCAUCCGUUCAAAUCAUUAAAGUUGUAAGAAAUACCAAUAAUUCUGUGUAA